CAAGCAUACUUGCUUGCUGCAUUACACUUUGGGGACCACAUGAUGUGAAUUAUUGUUCCUGAAGUUUUUCAGCUUAGUUUGGAAGAAAACCUUCAAGGGAAAAAAGAUCAUGUUGUCCUCAGUUGGAAUCAGAGAUAUAAGAUUGCUAUCAAUGUAGCUGAGGCAGUUGAUUAUCUACAUAGCCGCAGUGCUUAGUCCAUUAUCCAUAGGGAUGUGAAAUCAUCGAACAUCCUUCUAGCCGAUGAUUUUGAGCCAUAGAAUACAAAUGACCAUAUCGCUUGGGACUGGGAGUGAUGAAGUGCAAGUGCAAAAUGCAUUACCCCUGUAUGUUCUAUUGGCAAAACCUGUUUCUGAUAUUACAGUUUCAGAGCAUUCUGCAGUUUAUCAGCUUAGGAGGACAUGCAUUCUGAAAGCUUUCUCUGAGUUUGGGAGUGGAGAUAAAAAAGAAGCCACCUUUGUUAUUCCUGAGCUUAGGAAGUUGUCAGCUGAUGGCAAAGCUGGCAAUCUCACCAUCUUACUUUUUCUUCAGGGGAAGCCGCAAUUACUUCCAGUGAAAGUGAUCUACUCAAAGACCAAUUCGAUCUGGCAUCUUUUCCAUGUGAUGUAACAUCGAUGGACGCCUACUUGAUAAAGUUCUUCCCAGUCGUCUAUCGAAAGACCAAAGAUCCUAGUUUGGACAGCCAUUACUGAAAAUACGACAACCACGGCCUUCAGCUAUUGAUCACAUCAUCGUUGUAUCUGGCUGGCUUGAUUUCGUCCUUCUUCGCAUCCUUCACCACAAGAAACCUCGGUCGGAGGCUGACCAUGCUCAUUGCAGGGAUUUUCUUCAUCAUUGGCGUGGUGCUAAAUGCAGUUGCCCAGAACCUUGCCAUGCUCAUUAUAGGAAGGAUCUUCCUGGGGUGUGGAGUCGGCUUCGCUAAUCAGGUCUUUUUCUAGUUUCACUUCUGAUUCCUCAGGCAUGACCAUUUUUAUCCCCUUUUCUAACCAUGACAUAUGUAGAUUCCCAUUAAAAUGGCAUUCACCUUAUUUUGCUAGCAGUGUCAUUACUAAGAUCAAGAUUCACGGAUUUUUGGUGCAACAUAAUAUUUAUAAGUCUGAAAAUUCAUUGUUGAAUACAUGCCGAUAUUUCAUUGGCAGUUUCAAGUUAUUUUUAAAAAAUCUUUUUCUUUUCUUUUGUUUUUGUUGAUUGGCAGGUAAGCAAGGUUCAAAUCUGAGACCUCAAUGUUGAAAUGCACCCUGUCUACCAUUGAUCUACUGGCUCAAAUUCUUGCA
Molecule: messenger RNA, 1272 nt
Organism: Magnolia sinica
Lineage: Eukaryota; Viridiplantae; Streptophyta; Magnoliopsida; Magnoliales; Magnoliaceae
Product: polycomb group protein EMF2B-like
Exons: 5
Coding region: 242-607 (121 amino acids)
Cellular component (GO): nucleus
Molecular function (GO): chromatin DNA binding
Source: RefSeq, a predicted model, not a curated record